GCUUUGCUAAGACGAACGCAGUUUAGCCAGCUAGCGAGUUAGCUUCCUGGAAAUGGCCAGCUGGGGGAAAGUUACCGCUCUCCUGAGGGGUGUCUUGAGGAGCCCUCGAUCUCUGAAAACCUUCGCACAGUACCGUACUGUCGGUCGCGGCAUUGUGGCCUCUGUAAUUGGCACCGGGGUUGUCUGUUAUUACGGGUAUCAUGUAAACAACAGGACUCUGCCCUUCGCCGUUUAUGCUAAGGAAGAAAAAGAAGAUGCAGCUCCCCAGAUGUCUGCAAGGAAAAUCCGCUUCAUCCAGUUUGCCUCAGUCGUCCAUGAAGAGGAGCCCUACAUGACCCCCAGAGACUUCCUGUUCUCUGUGAUGCUGGAGAAAGUUGAUCGAAAGCUGAAAAAGAAAAAUUUAACCAAGCAGGAUGUGAACGGUAUGCUGGUGGCUGCCUCUAAAGCUCGUGCUGGUAAUGAUCUCUUCAGAAACUUGGGGGACAAAGGUUUGAUAUCCUACACAGAGUAUCUGUUCCUGCUGUCCAUCCUGACCAAGCCGCGCACUGGAUUUGAUAUAGCCUUCAAAAUGCUCGACAUUGAUGGCAACGAGCAAGUGGACAAAAAGGAGUUUUUGAAACUCAAGAAAAUCAUGGGAAAAACUAAACUGCGAGCCCCGAUAGAUACUACAGAGAAAACCACAGAAGAAGGAGAAGGUGUGAACACAACACUACAGGCCUACUUCUUUGGAAGGAAAGGGGACAACAAGUUGCAGUAUAAGGACUUCCGCCGGUAGGGAUACCCCCUAAUAAUCACAGUCAUGUACUACAGAGCACAUGACAUUUUCUUUUUCAUAAGUAGCCGCUCUGUAUACAACAUGCGGAGGGAAGACUUUGCAGAAUGGCUGCUACACUACACCAACGAAGAAGACAAUGAAGUCUACUGGGAAAACAUGAGGAAGAAGAUACCUGCGGGUCAGAGUAUCUCAUUCGAUGAGUUCAAAGCCUUCUGCCUGUUCACCAACAACCUGGAGGAUUUUGCCUUCUCAAUGAAAAUGGUCACAGAAGCCAACCGUCCUGUGGGCAUGGCCCAGUUCGAGCGAGCUGUGACGAUCGCCACAGGCCACGAACUGUCCGAGAACGUGCUGGACACCGUGUUUAAGCUUUUUGACAUAGAUGGAGACAACUGCCUGAGCCACAAGGAGUUCCUUGGUGUGAUGAAUGACCGAGUACUGCGGGGUCUAAAGGUGCAGCCUCAAAAUGGCAUCUCUGGCUACUGGAAGUGUGUGAAGCGGGAGACCCUGAAGGCAGCCCAGGAGGCCCUGGUAGACGGCGGGUGUCCCAUCGUGCAGCCUCAAAAUGGCAUCUCUGGCUACUGGAAGUGUGUGAAGCGGGAGACCCUGAAGGCAGCCCAGGAGGCCCUGGUAGACGGCGGGUGUCCCAUCUGA
Molecule: messenger RNA, 1426 nt
Organism: Neolamprologus brichardi
Lineage: Eukaryota; Metazoa; Chordata; Actinopteri; Cichliformes; Cichlidae
Source: RefSeq, a predicted model, not a curated record